UGGGAUCUCUCUUUUCUAGAGAGGGGCAGGAGAUGCUCCAGAGCAGAGCUUCCCAUCUGCACCAUCAGAGACACAGGACAUGACAGCUGCCUCCUGCUGGGGUGCCUGCAAGGCUGUGAAGCUUGGAGUGCACAAAGUUCCUGCAAAGAAGGAGAAGUAAAUUCCUCCAUGCCCAGAGACAGACCAUGUCCAACAGCAGCUCCAUCACCCACUUCCUCCUGCUGGCAUUCACAGGCACGAGGCAGCUGCAGCUCCUGCACUUCUGGCUCUUCCUGGCCACCUACCUGGCAGCCCUGCUGGGUAACAGUCUCAUCAUCACCACCAUAGCCUGGGACCACCACCUCCACUCCCCCAUGUACUUCUUCCUCCUCAACCUUGCCUUCCUAGAUCUCGGUUCCAUCACCACAACUCUUCCCAAAUCCAUGGCCAAUUUCCUCUGGGACACCAGGGCCAUCUCCUAUGCAGGAUGUGCUUCUCAACUCUUUUUCUUUUCCUUGUUCCUUUCAGCAGAGUAUUUUCUCCUCACCGUCAUGUCCUACGAUCGGUACGCUGCCAUCUGCAGACCCCUGCACUAUGAGACCCUCCUGGGCAGCAGAGUUUGUGUCCUCCUGGCAGCAGCUGCCUGGGCUUGUGGCUUUCUCACUGCUCUGCUGCACACAGCCAAUACAUUUUCCCUGCCCCUCUGCCAGGGCAACUCUGUGGAGCAGUUCUUCUGUGAAAUUCCCCCAAUCCUCAAGCUCUGCUGCUCCACCUCCUACCUCAGGGAAGUUUGGCUUCUUGCUUUCAGUGCUUUUCCAUUUGUGGGAUGUUUUGUGUUCAUUGUGGUGUCCUAUGUGCAGAUCUUCAGGGCAGUGCUGAGGAUCCCCUCUCAGCAGGGACGCCACAAAGCCUUUGCCACCUGCCUCCCUCACCUGGCUGUGGUCUCCGUGUUUCUCAGCACUGGCAUCUUUGUCUACCUGAAGCCCCCCUCCAUCUCCUCCCCAUCCCUGGAUCUGGUGGUGGCAGUGCUGUACUCGGUGGUGCCUCCAGCAGUGAACCCUCUCAUCUACAGCCUGAGGAACCAGGAGCUGAAGGAUGCCCUCAGCAAACUGAUCCCUGGGUGUUUUGAGAAGCAAUAAACUCUUUGUCUUCUCCUGCAGAGCAGUUCUGAUGCCUCUCAGUGCAGACCCAG
Messenger RNA from Dryobates pubescens (Downy woodpecker), 1171 nucleotides. RefSeq names its product olfactory receptor 14A16-like. Gene Ontology annotation, molecular function: G protein-coupled receptor activity; olfactory receptor activity. NCBI's taxonomy places the organism in Eukaryota, Metazoa, Chordata, Aves, Piciformes, Picidae. The record is from RefSeq and is a predicted model, not a curated record. The transcript has 2 exons. Gene Ontology annotation, biological process: G protein-coupled receptor signaling pathway. Gene Ontology annotation, cellular component: membrane. The coding region runs from base 186 to 1118 and encodes 310 amino acids.